GGAUUUCAAAGUGGCUCUGUGACUGACGUAUUGAUGUGCUCAGUGAGAGGAGCACUGUCAUAAUUCAUUUAACACAAAAGAUUCAAGUACUUGACUGUAAAUUGUAGAGAGUCUAUAAUAUAAUGUACUGUGGUGUAAAAAAUUGAAAAUCCACUGCACGUAUUUGCAAUACAUAGAGGUAAUUUUUUUUGGCUUGUUUUUAUAGAGAAAUGUUGCCGAUUAAAUUUCCAUUAUAGUUGAUGUAUGUAUGAAAUUGUAUGAUCGUAACUGGAGAUUGUUUUCAGGUAAUGGCAAGGACCAGGAAAGCAGAUAUAUUUCUUCCCCUGCUUGCUGGUAUAGCUAAUAAAUAAACCAUAUGAAGUAUAUUUCUCCAAUGGUACAGUACCAUACUGAUGAAGAGAAGUGGCUGACAACAAGCCCUUUCAUACUCCUUUUGCCUUGACUUUAUAUAAUAUUUUUAUUGUCAGUAUUACAUUGACUUUCUCAUUGUUUUAAGGUAACGACGUCAUCUUUCUUGAAAAAUGUUUUAUCCGAUAAUGCAGCCGGACUCUGUAUACCCCCCACCCUCACUUGAUACCUCUUGUAACCCCACCUCUAAGAUACCACAACAAGGGGAUUUUCUUAAUUACAAAGAAAAAAAGAUUAAAUGUGUGGGGUGAUUUGUUCGGAGUGAUUCAAUGUCAACCGUAUGAAUGCCAGAUCUGCAAAAUAAUGCCUUAAAUUUGUAAUAAACAUGACAAAAUUUCACAUUGUUUAAUUUGGAGACAUUGUUCCAUUGAUGAUACAUUUGGAUUCAGUUAUGAUCCUGUCAUGGAACUCUCCCCUCACCCCCACAAAUGUUAGCUUUUAAAUGUCUUGUAUCUGUAGCUAUAAUGUUAGGAAACCUGUGCCCUAGUAUUUGAGCGCGCCAACGUAACUUUUCCCAUGUAUUCUCAGGUAGUUGAUAUCAUGCGAGUAAACGUGGAGAAAGUAUUGGAGCGUGACCAGAAAUUGUCCGAACUUGACGGGCGUGCAGAUGCACUGCAGGCAGGAGCAUCCCAGUUUGAGGCUAGCGCUGGCAAACUUAAAAACAAGUAUUGGUGGAAGAACUGCAAGAGUAUGAUAAUGAUGGGAGUUGUGAUAGCUGUUGUGGUUAUCAUAGUGGGCGUCUACGUGUACACAAAAUACAUCAAGACAGAUGAUGCAGGAGCAGCAGCUGGGCCCUCAGUGGCCCCUGUGGGGCCUGCCACUGCCCCGGGGCCAACCAGCCCUGCAGCCAUAGUCUCCCCCUCUGCAGGCCCCGUGAAAGAUGCCGGAGGGGGCCAGUAGAGGAGCAGCUGAUACAAUUUGGAACAUUGACGCCUCUUUCAUGUGGAUAGUGACAAGCCUACCUAAAGAUGGCAAAAGUUCUGGAGGCACCAAUUCAACACGAGCUGAGGGCAGGCGAUUAUAAAGGAG
Messenger RNA from Lingula anatina, 1437 nucleotides. Its product is annotated as vesicle-associated membrane protein 3. Gene Ontology annotation, biological process: vesicle-mediated transport. Lineage: Eukaryota; Metazoa; Brachiopoda; Lingulata; Lingulida; Lingulidae. The record is from RefSeq and is a predicted model, not a curated record. Gene Ontology annotation, cellular component: membrane.